Molecule: messenger RNA, 3584 nt
Organism: Gorilla gorilla gorilla (western lowland gorilla)
Lineage: Eukaryota; Metazoa; Chordata; Mammalia; Primates; Hominidae
Gene: NAP1L1
Product: nucleosome assembly protein 1 like 1
Exons: 16
Coding region: 130-1338 (402 amino acids)
Biological process (GO): nucleosome assembly
Cellular component (GO): nucleus
Source: RefSeq, a predicted model, not a curated record
UUUAGCGCCAUCUGCUCGCGGCGCCGCCUCCUGCUCCUCCCGCUGCCGCUGCCGCCCUGAGUCACUGCCUGCGCAGCUCCGGCCGCCUGGCUCCCCAUACUAGUCGCCGAUAUUUGGAGUUCUUACAACAUGGCAGACAUUGACAACAAAGAACAGUCUGAACUUGAUCAAGAUUUGGAUGAUGUUGAAGAAGUAGAAGAAGAGGAAACUGGUGAAGAAACAAAAAUCAAAGCACGUCAGCUAACUGUUCAGAUGAUGCAAAAUCCUCAGAUUCUUGCAGCCCUUCAAGAAAGACUUGAUGGUCUGGUAGAAACACCAACAGGAUACAUUGAAAGCCUGCCUAGGGUAGUUAAAAGACGAGUGAAUGCUCUCAAAAACCUGCAAGUUAAAUGUGCACAGAUAGAAGCCAAAUUCUAUGAGGAAGUUCACGAUCUUGAAAGGAAGUAUGCUGUUCUCUAUCAGCCUCUAUUUGAUAAGCGAUUUGAAAUUAUUAAUGCAAUUUAUGAACCUACGGAAGAAGAGUGUGAAUGGAAACCAGAUGAAGAAGAUGAGAUUUCGAUUCCAGCUUCUUGUUUGGGUGAAUUUUCCACAGAGGAAUUGAAAGAAAAGGCCAAGAUUGAAGAUGAGAAAAAGGAUGAAGAAAAAGAAGACCCCAAAGGAAUUCCUGAAUUUUGGUUAACUGUUUUUAAGAAUGUUGACUUGCUCAGUGAUAUGGUUCAGGAACACGAUGAACCUAUUCUGAAGCACUUGAAAGAUAUUAAAGUGAAGUUCUCAGAUGCUGGCCAGCCUAUGAGUUUUGUCUUAGAAUUUCACUUUGAACCCAAUGAAUAUUUUACAAAUGAAGUGCUGACAAAGACAUACAGGAUGAGGUCAGAACCAGAUGAUUCUGAUCCUUUUUCUUUUGAUGGACCAGAAAUUAUGGGUUGUACAGGGUGCCAGAUAGAUUGGAAAAAAGGAAAGAAUGUCACUUUGAAAACUAUUAAGAAGAAGCAGAAACACAAGGGACGUGGGACAGUUCGUACUGUGACUAAAACAGUUUCCAAUGACUCUUUCUUUAACUUUUUUGCCCCUCCUGAAGUUCCUGAGAGUGGAGAUCUGGAUGAUGAUGCUGAAGCUAUCCUUGCUGCAGACUUUGAAAUUGGUCACUUUUUACGUGAGCGUAUAAUCCCAAGAUCAGUGUUAUAUUUUACUGGAGAAGCUAUUGAAGAUGAUGAUGAUGAUUAUGAUGAAGAAGGUGAAGAAGCGGAUGAGGAAGGGGAAGAAGAAGGAGAUGAGGAAAAUGAUCCAGACUAUGACCCAAAGAAGGAUCAAAACCCAGCAGAGUGCAAGCAGCAGUGAAGCAGGAUGUAUGUGGCCUUGAGGAUAACCUGCACUGUAAUAGCCUAAACACAACUCUUAUUUACUUACAGCCUUAUGUUUUUGUAUUUUCUUGGUAGACUAGGUAAUUUUUUUUUGAAGGACAGGAAACUGAUAUUUUAAAGACCAAUUUGUUCUACCUAGCAUUUUAACUAGUUUUUCUGCCAGAUAUGUUGAAUGCACAAAUUCUGUCACGCAUGUUCAUUCAUUGCUACAUAAUUUGGUUCUUCUGGAAUAUUUUUAUGUAGCUCUUGGAGUACAGCUAUGAAAAUUAACAACUGUUAAAGGAAAUACCUUUUUUUUGUCGUAAUUUUUUCCUUGAAGAACCAAAGUAUUUUUUCAGCUGGUUGUUGAAUAGGGUUAAGUCCGCUUGGAUUAGCUGUGCCUUUCAUUACUUUGUUACAGAAAUGCAGUGACUUAUACUAAGACAAUUUAUGGUUUAAAAAAAAUUGGCAAGACAACUAUAUGGUUAAGAAUUUCCAGUAUGACCACACCCAAUAACUGUAUUAGAGUGUUAAUGGAUUAUUGUGUUUUAGGUGACAUAGUUAACUGUAAAGUAACCUGACUCAGUAUAGUUACUGGUACCACAGUGAGGUGAAUAAAACGGGAUUUUCAGAAGUUAGCCUGAAUUUAACUGUAUUUUUAAAUUUAACCUCCAUUAACUAAGCAUCUUUUCUUUGUGGUAGGGUCUACCUUCUGCUUCCCUGGAAAGGAUGAAUUUACAUCAUUUGACAAGCCUAUUUUCAAGUUAUUUGUUGUUUGUUUGCUUGUUUUUGUUUUUGCAGCUAAAAUAAAAAUUUCAAAUACAAUUUUAGUUCUUACAAGAUAAUGUCUUAAUUUUGUACCAAUUCAGGUAGAAGCAGAGGCCUACCUUGAAUUAAGGGUUAUACUCAGUUUUUACCACAUUGUUGAAGAAAAGGUACCAGCUUUGGAACGAGAUGCUAUACUAAUAAGCAAGUGUAAAAAAAAAAAAAAAGGAAGAAAAUCUUAAGUGAUUGAUGCUGUUUUCUUUUAAAAAAAAAAAGUUAAAGUUCAUUUUCUUUGGGUUAGAGCUAGAGAGAAGGCCCCAAGCUUCUAUGGUUUCUUCUAAUUCUUACUGCUUAAAGUAUGAGUAUGUCACUUACCCGUGCUUCUGUUUACUGUGUAAUUAAAAUGGGUAGUACUGUUUACCUAACUACCUCAUGGAUGUGUUAAGGCAUAUUGAGUUAAAUCUCAUAUAAUGUUUCUCAAUCUUGUUAAAAGCUCAAUUUUGGGCCUAUUUGUAAUGCCAGUGUGACACUCAGCAUUUUGUUCACACCACGCUUUGAUAACUAAACUGGAAAACAAAGGUGUUAAGUACCUCUGUUCUGGAUCUGGGCAGUCAGCACUCUUUUUAGAUCUUUGUGUGGCUCCUAUUUUUAUAGAAGUGGAUGGAUGCACUGUUUCACAAGGUCCAAGAUUUGUUUUCAGAUAUUUUUGAUGACUGUAUUGUAAAUACUACAGGGAUAGCACUAUAGUAUUGUAGUCAUGAGACUUAAAGUGGAAAUAAGACUAUUUUUGACAAAAGAUGCCAUUAAAUUUCAGACUGUAGAGCCACAUUUACAAUACCUCAGGCUAAUUACUGUUAAUUUUGGGGUUGAACUUUUUUUUUUGACGACAGUGAGGGUGGAUUAUUGGAUUGUCAUUAGAGGAAGGUCUAGAUUUCCUGCUCUUAAUAAAAUUACAUUGAAUUGAUUUUUAGAGGUAAUGAAAACUUCCUUUCUGAGAAGUUAGUGUUAAGGUCUUGGAAUGUGAACACAUUGUUUGUAGUGCUAUCCAUUCCUCUCCUGAGAUUUUAACUUACUACUGGAAAUCCUUAACCAAUUAUAAUAGCUUUUUUCUUUAUUUUCAAAAUGAUUUCCUUUGCUUUGAUUAGACACUAUGUGCUUUUUUUUAACCAUAGUUCAUCGAAAUGCAGCUUUUUCUGAACUUCAAAGAUAGAAUCCCAUUUUUAAUGAACUGAAGUAGCAAAAUCAUCUUUUUCAUUCUUUAGGAAAUAGCUAUUGCCAAAGUGAAGGUGUAGAUAAUACCUAGUCUUGUUACAUAAAGGGGAUGUGGUUUGCAGAAGAAUUUUCUUUAUAAAAUUGAAGUUUUAAGGGACGUCAGUGUUAAUGCCAUUUUUCCAGUUCCAAAAUGAUUCCAUUCCAUUCUAGAAAUUUGAAGUAUGUAACCUGAAAUCCUUAAUAAAAUUUGGAUUUAAUUUUAUAAAA